Molecule: messenger RNA, 255 nt
Organism: Staurois parvus
Lineage: Eukaryota; Metazoa; Chordata; Amphibia; Anura; Ranidae
Source: the annotation of a GenBank genome assembly
ACAACUCAUGGGGCCCCCUGGCAAUAUGAGAUCAUGGGACCCCUGGAAACUAAGUAGUGGAUGUGUAUGGAUCAGGGGCGGACUGACAACUCAUGGGGCCCCCGGGCAAUAGGGGAUCAUGGGGCCCCUGUGUCCUUGCCCAAACUAAAAAAAGCCUAUGAAAAAGGUACCAGGGCCAUCUCAUGGGGCCCCCUACUGACACCGGGCCCUCGGGCAGUGCAGUGCCCGAGUUUCCAAAUGGCCAGUCCGCCCCUG